Molecule: messenger RNA, 3091 nt
Organism: Punica granatum (pomegranate)
Lineage: Eukaryota; Viridiplantae; Streptophyta; Magnoliopsida; Myrtales; Lythraceae
Source: RefSeq, a predicted model, not a curated record
UUGGCCUCCUCCCGGAAUCACCCCACCACCAGACACCUCAUUCCUGAGGGAAAAGAAGGCAAGGAGGGAAACCAAAAAAGAAAAACAAGCCGAGUGAUCAUCCUUCCUGCAAUGGCGGCCUCAGUCGAUAAACGCCAGUUCUCCCACCUCGAGCCUGGCAUGAACGGCGUCGUCCGCUCCUUCAAACCUGGCCCCAACCAUGCCUCUAGGACUGACUCCUCCCCUUUGCGCAACCGCACCACCACUGGCUUCACCCGGAAGAAGGUGGCUUUCUUCAAUGAUAAUGCGGAGGAGGAGGAGGAGACAUCCAGUGAUGACGAGCUGAGUGAGCUCGAGACCUAUCGGGAUCUUAUCAAGAAGGGUAACAGCGAGCUCGAGCCGUCCACCUUGGACGCCCGUGACGAGGGGACCGCCGACCAUUGGAUCGAGCGCCACCCCACCAUGGUCCGCCUCACCGGGAAGCACCCCUUCAACGCGGAGGCCCCGUUGGGCCACCUCAUGCACCACGGCUUCAUCACCCCGGUCCCGCUCCACUACGUCCGCAACCACGGCCCAGUGCCCAAGGCCGCGUGGCAGGACUGGACCGUGGAGGUCACCGGUUUGGUGAAGCGCCCGACCCGGUUCACCAUGGACCAGCUCGUUAACGACUUCCUGGCUCGCGAGUUCCCCACCACCCUCGUGUGCGCGGGGAACCGCCGCAAGGAGCAGAACAUGGUCAAGCAGACCAUCGGGUUCAACUGGGGCCCGGCCGGAGUGUCGACCUCCGUGUGGCGGGGCGUGCCCCUGAGGGAAGUGUUGAAGCGAGUGGGGAUCAUGAGCCGGAAGAGUGGGGCCAUGAAUGUAUGCUUCGAGGGGGCCGAGGACCUACCCGGGGGCGGCGGGUCCAAGUACGCAACGAGCAUUACGAAGGAGUGGGCCAUGGACCCGGCCAGGGAUAUCAUCCUCGCAUACAUGCAGAACGGCGAGCCCCUCUCACCGGACCAUGGUUUCCCCGUCCGUAUGAUCAUCCCAGGAUGCAUCGGGGGCCGGAUGGUGAAGUGGUUGAAGCGGAUCAUCGUUACCACGAAGGAGUCCGACAACUACUAUCACUAUAAGGAUAACCGCGUCCUGCCCUCUCACGUAGAUGCCGAACUAGCAAAUGCCGAAGCAUGGUGGUAUAAGCCGGAGUACAUAAUAAACGAGCUGAAUAUAAACUCCGUGAUUACGACGCCGUCGCAUGAGGAAGUGUUGCCCAUCAACUCGUGGACGACCCAGCGGCCUUACACGUUGAAGGGCUACGCGUAUUCCGGUGGAGGGAAGAAGGUAACACGCGUCGAGGUUACAAUGGACGGAGGCGAGACGUGGCAGGUUUGCGACCUCGACCAGCCGGAGAAGCCCAACAAGUACGGGAAAUACUGGUGCUGGUGCUUCUGGUCCCUCGAGGUCGAGGUCCUGAACCUGCUCGGGACCAAAGAGAUAGCAGUGCGCGCGUGGGACGAGACACUCAACACCCAGCCCGAGAAGCUCAUCUGGAACGUCAUGGGGAUGAUGAACAACUGCUGGUUCCGGGUGAAGACGAAUGUGUGCAAGCGCCACAAGGGCGAAAUUGGUAUCGUGUUCGAGCACCCGACCCAGCCCGGCAACCAGUCCGGUGGAUGGAUGGCCAAGGAGAAGCACCUAGAGCUAUCCACUGAUGCAGGCCAGACCCUGAAGAAGAGUGUCUCCACACCUUUCAUGAACACCUCCUCGAAAACGUACCCCAUGUCCGAGGUGAAGAAGCACAACUCGGCCGACUCCGCCUGGAUUAUAGUCCACGGCCACAUUUAUGACUGUACCAAGUUCCUGAAGGACCACCCCGGUGGUGCUGACAGUAUCCUCAUUAAUGCUGGGACCGACUGCACUGAGGAGUUCGAUGCAAUUCACUCGGACAAGGCUAAGAAACUUCUAGAAGAUUACCGGAUCGGCGAGUUGGUAACUUCCGGUUAUACUUCCGAUCAGUCCACGGCUUCUUCACCCAAUAACUCCGUGCAUGGCUCAGGAAACUUAAGCCACCUAGCUCCAAUUAAGGAAGUAGUCGCACCUAUAAGGAGCGUUGCUCUCGUUCCACGAGAGAAAAUCCCAUGCAAGCUCGUGGCCAAGACUUCCAUUUCUCAUGACGUCCGGGUAUUUAGGUUUGCUUUGCCGUCGGAAGAUCAGGUCCUAGGGUUACCGGUCGGAAAGCACAUAUUUCUUUGUGCAACCAUCAAUGAUAAGCUUUGCAUGAGGGCGUAUACACCAACGAGCAGCAUCGAUGAGGUCGGCUAUUUUGACCUAGUCGUCAAGGUUUACUUCAAGAAUGUGCACCCGAAGUUCCCGAAUGGAGGGAUGAUGUCACAAUACAUCGACUCACUACCAUUGGGGUCCACGUUAGACGUGAAGGGUCCUCUGGGACACAUUGAGUACACCGGUCGUGGGAACUUCACGGUCCACGGGAAGCCCAAGUUUGCCAAGAAGCUAGCCAUGUUAGCCGGUGGAACGGGAAUCACUCCCAUCUAUCAAGUGUGUCAAGCGAUCCUCAAGGAUCCGGAGGACCAGACCGAAAUGUACGUCGUCUAUGCGAACCGAACGGAGGAUGACAUUCUGCUGAGGGAUGAGCUGGACGAGUGGGCCAAGAAGCACGACAGGUUCAAGGUAUGGUACGUGGUGCAGGAGAGCAUCAGAGAAGGGUGGCAAUACGGUUUAGGGUUCAUCACCGAGGACAUUCUCAGGGAACAUAUUCCGGAAGGGUCCGCAGACACGCUGGCUCUAGCCUGUGGGCCCCCGCCAAUGAUUCAGUUUGCUGUACAACCGAACCUGGAGAAGAUGAACUAUGAUGUCAAGGAUUCCUUGCUAGUGUUUUAGAUGAUUAAGAUCGAUCCAUCGAUCGACCAACGGUGAAGGACGCACGUUGAAUUAAGAGAUGAGCUACUGUAAUAUGUGCAUUGUAAAUAUAAUAGCAUAUUCCUUGUAUUUGUUCGUCUCUUUGUAUAAUUAUUAAGUUUUCAUGUGUAUUAUUAGUUUCCGAAAAAUAAGAGAAGGGGGUGGGGUUUUCUUUUGACCUUUGAUAUUUUUCAACCAGCUCGAUGGUCUACUA